Messenger RNA from Vigna angularis (adzuki bean), 1204 nucleotides. Its product is annotated as general transcription and DNA repair factor IIH subunit TFB4. The record is from RefSeq and is a predicted model, not a curated record. The coding region runs from base 80 to 958 and encodes 292 amino acids. Gene Ontology annotation, cellular component: transcription factor TFIIH core complex; transcription factor TFIIH holo complex. NCBI's taxonomy places the organism in Eukaryota, Viridiplantae, Streptophyta, Magnoliopsida, Fabales, Fabaceae. The transcript is spliced from 11 exons. Gene Ontology annotation, biological process: nucleotide-excision repair; regulation of DNA-templated transcription.
UCGAAUAAAACAUGAGGUGCGAAGAAAUGAAUUGAAAGUGAAAGCAGAAGCAGUUGAAGGGACAGAGCACAAGCACACCAUGCCUUCUGCACCUUCGAAAAUCUACGCAGACGAUGUGAGCCUUCUGGUUGUGACGCUAGACACCAAUCCUUUCUUCUGGGCCACUUUCCCCUUCCCCUUCGCCGAGUUCCUCUCCCAAGUACUCGCCUUUCUCAACUCGAUCCUGCUCCUCGGCCAGCUCAACCAGGUCAUCGUCAUCGCCACUGGAUGCAACUCCUGCGCCUAUGUGUACGAUUCCUCUUCCGAACGGAACCACGGUGCCACCACCGGCACAAUGCCCGCGCUUUAUUCCAACCUACUCCACAAUAUCAACGAGUUUCUCGCUAGGGACCGGCAAUUAGACGCUAUUAGAAAACCAGGAACCGUGCCUUCUUCGCUCCUAUCGGGCUCCUUGUCCAUGGCGCUUUGUUAUAUACAGAGAGCUUUUCGCUUAGAACCUAUGCCUCCGCAGCCUCGGAUUUUAUGUUUGCAAGGCGCUGCCGAUGGACCAGAACAGUAUGUGGCAAUCAUGAAUGCAAUAUUCUCUGCACAGCGUUCUAUGGUUCCUAUAGAUUCUUGUUAUAUUGGCUCCAACAACUCUGCAUUCCUCCAGCAGGCUUCAUACAUCACUAGUGGAAUAUAUUACAAGCCUCCCCAAUUGGACGGACUUUAUCAAUAUCUUUCAACAGUAUUUGCAACUGAUUUACAUUCUCGUACAUUUUUAAGGCUUCCUAAAUCUGUGGGUGUGGAUUUUCGUGCAUCGUGCUUCUGCCAUAAGCGAACAAUUGACAUGGGCUUCGUAUGUUCUGUAUGCUUGUCCAUAUUCUGUGAGCAUCAUGAUAAGUGUUCAACCUGUGGGUCUGUAUUUGGUCAAGCUCAACCAGAUGCUUCAGCAGCCAACAGGAAAAGAAAGGCGUGAAUUGAGUGCGCAACGUACUUUGUCACACCAUGAGAGCUGAUCGAUUUAAGUUCUCUUUGUACACGUAGCAUAAUGAAAUUUUGGCGAAGAAUAUAUCUCCCGUCUGUCUUGGUGGGAAACUGAAGUUCGUUGUGUAAUUAUUGCAGGCCUAUAAAAGUGAUAAUCGAUCUGAAAGUUUCAUUAUUGCUUAACAGGUUAUAUGAUAAUUUCAUUUGCUGUUGAAAUCGAUGAUUUGGAUUAUGUUCA